ACUAGUACGCAGGACGUCCAGCUUGCUCCCAACACUCUACUUAAAGCUUAAGUAGGCAUUCGUUAGUCUCCGGUACGCCGACCAAUGACGGGUCGCAUUCGUAAGACAAUCGGUUCAUCUUGUUGUUAGAAGAGAACAUAGUCAAAUGGUACCCCGAAUUGAUUUUCUUGGGGAUGUUCCCGAUGAAAUAUGGCUGCUCAUCGCAUCCUUCAUGAGAUUAAGAGAUAUCAUAUGUCUCCGUUUGACCUGUAGGAAGCUGCAUAGUCUGACGCAGGACCAAUUACUUUGGCUCAGACUGCUACAAGGCUUAGCUGACAUGGAACCUCUUCCACCAUUGGCCACUCAGAUCCUGAAGUCUGGCGCUGGGCCUGAUGGUAUCCACGUUGAGGAGCUCUGUCGUUUCGUCCAUCGUACCGAGAAGACUUGGAUUGAGACUCGUUCGAAGCCAUGGUCACUUACUGUUCGCGAGAACUCGGACCCUCGCAGCACGACUCCGCAAGCUCUUAACGACAAUUCUGCGUUAACAUUACUGUCGUUGAAUGUCUUCAAAGACAGGUGGCUCCUGAUCGUCUAUCGCGAAGCAUUGAUGGAACUCUGGGACUUAUAUCCUGAGCUCUCAUCGAAAGCAAACGUCAGCGCUUUGAACUGUCCGAGAUACGACGCUAUUUGUCGCGCACGGACUCAACAUCAUAACCUGGCAUAUGGCACGUCUUGUGCCGCUGUUCUUACUGACGAUGACAAUGCACUCCUAGUCGGUGUGACAAGUGAACCGAAUGUCACUAUAGUGCUGCGGUUUUCCCUCGACUUCCGCGACAGAAAUUACGUAGGAUCGGAGGUUGUGGCGACUUUUUCGACUCCCAGCCCUACCCAUCUUCUCAGAGCCAUUCUUCCUAACUCAAGCGUUCUGGUAUAUUCUCGAUCGCAAGUCAUCUCCAUCGUGCACAUGGAGACACAUCAAGAAUGGAAUGUUGGAGAUGAUGAAGGCGAAGAAGCACUGUGGAACGGCGUGAUAGGUGCAAUCCCUAUUGCUGACCAGCAUCUGCUGUGUGUCAAGACGCGCUCCGUAGAGCUCAUGACACGACUGCAACCAGACGGAUCUUUAUCAGAUAUUCUCUCGCGGAGCAGCAGCACUCCCGCUGAAUGGAAUCAAACGGCAUCCAUCGUUCGACACGAAUUCUCCGAAACGAGCUUUCGCUCAGUCUCCAUCGCAGAUCCCUCCAUUUCUCUUGACGCCGAUGGAAAUAGCGUCUUAAAUAUUACAUUCCUGGCCUUCGACGUCCUCAAUGGCCUCUACCAGUAUCGUGCCACUGCAAACUUACCUUCUCUUUCCGAUAUGCCGCUUCAUAUGGAAGUGCAGCUUAUCGGUGUACAUCAGAUGGCACAGACGAUUCCUCUUACUGACCAGCUUGAAGGAGUGCGAAGAACGAGAAGUGGGUUCACUCAAGGUUCAAGAGCGUUUGUCUCUGCAUGUUGCUUGGGAGCUCAAGGGAAGCGCGGCAUUUGGGUUGAGAGGCAAAGAAAUAGUGUGAAACGUGCAGUAUAUGGGUACAAGGUGAAUUCGGAAAGGGUAGAUGAAGGUUCGCCUGGGCAAAGGUACAUUACAGGGCAAUGCAUUUACGAAGUGAGCUCGUUUGAUUUGAGAGAUGACCUGACGCAUUGCGCUUUCGCGGAGUCAACGGGAUUAGUCGUCCUUGGAACGCGAAAUGGAGAAGUGUUGCUUAUCUAAACAUAACCUGUGUUCAUUAUCUCGAGACCGACAACAUAGCAGCUUUCUCAUGUUCCGUCAAUACAUGCAAUUUACCUGGACUUGCUCUACAUAUAAUUUUUUACAUUGCAAUGAUAUACAGUAAGGCAAGACAUCAAUGAUUGUACAUUUCAGACUCGGGAGCCAUAAACAUCUUCGGGAGCAACGCCGGCCUGUCCCUUGCGGAUGUUGGCUUGUGCCCAC
Somion occarium is the source of this 1948-nucleotide messenger RNA. The record is from the annotation of a GenBank genome assembly. Lineage: Eukaryota; Fungi; Basidiomycota; Agaricomycetes; Polyporales; Cerrenaceae.